AACGAGGCGGGGCUCAUAGUCCGUAAACUCUAGCCAUGAACAGAUACGUGCUUCUUUGUUUGUUGAUUGUGAUCCUUCCAGCUCAAAUUCUCGUCACUUACUUCAUUCAUUUUACUGAUGUAGACGCAACGGUUCAAGGAACAGCUUUUGAGAGCAUCAUGGGGUCUGCAGACUCUCUUCUCACUAAAAUACAAUCAGAUGUGAUGUAUUACACCAAAUAUGAGCACUUAAUGGAGCUAAUAUUUGUUCCUUACUAUCCAAGAAAGAAGAGGAAGCAAUCAAUAACUGAUACUCAUAAACACUUGCAUGAGUCAAAAGGCCGAGGCCAAAAGCCACCCAGACCAGGGAAACCAUCACGUCCUCCUGUAUCAGCUUCAGGCAAUUCUCCUGGCAUGUCAAGUGCCAAAGAAGUCGAAUCGUACAAUAACAAAAAUGUCUACUUUGCUCGUUCAGAGUCCGUGAGGCUCAGAUCAUCAAGUACCGUGGAAUAUAAUAUCGGAGACGUAGUGAGACACACCAUUGAUAAUUACCACGGGGUCAUUGUUGGAUGGGAUUUUACUUGCCAAGCUCCUAAUCAGUGGCUUUCUCAACAUGGAUACCUAUUAGCUGAAAAUAAAAGGCUGAUCAAUACUCCUCAUUACUUGAUAUUAGCUCAUUCUACUACGAAAGAAGUGACUUUAUUUUACGUUCCACAAGUUCACAUUACAAGAGAAUACAAAGCACAGGUAAAAUCAGAAAGAUUAACUGAUUAUUUCAAGACGUUUUCAAAAAGCCGGAACAAAUAUUAUCCAAAGGAAUGGUUAAUGAAAAUUUACCCCGAAGAUGAAUGAUUACUUAUCUCUGUAUAGCAUUUUGUAAAAAGAUCAUUAUAACUUUUAAUAA
Molecule: messenger RNA, 882 nt
Organism: Amphimedon queenslandica
Lineage: Eukaryota; Metazoa; Porifera; Demospongiae; Haplosclerida; Niphatidae
Exons: 6
Coding region: 36-830 (264 amino acids)
Molecular function (GO): DNA binding
Source: RefSeq, a predicted model, not a curated record